This is a messenger RNA of Encephalitozoon hellem ATCC 50504, 1176 nucleotides long. RefSeq lists its product as uncharacterized. The coding region runs from base 1 to 1176 and encodes 391 amino acids. The record is from RefSeq and is a predicted model, not a curated record. The transcript has a single exon. Lineage: Eukaryota; Fungi; Microsporidia; Unikaryonidae.
AUGAUAGGACAAUUGAGUUUGGUGGCAGUGCUUUGGAGAUAUGCCGAGGCAACGGAUGUAGGAAGCCCGUUGUACUCUGUUCUCCCAUCGAACUCUCCUCUUUUUGACCAAGGGUUUAUGGGGCCUAUACCCCAGGUGCAGACCAUUAGUGUGCCUCCAAGCAAGCCCGGGCAGCUUCUGUCGUACUCGCCCGAGGGGGGAGCUGGAAAUGGCCAGCAGAUGGCCAUGUCCCCCAUGGCACUUCAACCGCCGGGGAACUCUCAGUAUGCAAAUGCAUGCGACAUGUCUGAGAAGAAGGAGCAGCUCAAGAAGUGUUUAGCUGAUCAACUCGGCAAAUUCAAGAACAUACUAGAGAAUUGUAGAAAGACCUUAGGCGAGAAUGCCAAGGAGUGCUGCAUUGAUCAGAAGUGCCUUGACCUUCUGAAUGGAGGAAACACCUCGUGCAAUGAAGAAAGUGACGAAAAAAACUGCAAAGAUAAGAAAUGCCGGGACAAGAUUGCAGACGAGAUCAUCAAGAACCUCAACUUGGAUCAGCUGAAGAAGUCCUUGCUGGAUUCUCUCAAGGGGAGCUUGAAGAAAAUAGGGAAUAAGCUUGGUAGCCUGACCUCGUGCAGUAGGGGAGAAGGAGGUUGUGACGAGGACGGCGGCACUAGAUCUUCUCUUGGUCUUGGAAAGGAUGUUCCUCCCGGCGUGCUGAUAUAUCCCAUAGAGCAGAGCAAGUAUGAAGCAAUAACGAACAUCCUAGACCGUCAACAGAGGUUUCCCCAUCAAAGAAGUAUAGAACAGCCGGAUAUACAGGGCAAUCCGAAUGGGCCCUACGGCAAGGGCUCUCCAGAUACUUGGGGCAAGCAUUAUUCGCCAAGGCGGGGGGAUAGAAGAAGAGCUAGAGGAGCGAAGAGGGACGAAGAAAGCUGGGAAUCGACAGAAGAUUCCGAAAAUGAAUGGAAGCCUUCGGAUACCCAAAGCCCUAGACCCCGUCCAUCUAAGAAGCCUGAGAUGCCGUGUACAAGGGAAAUGUGUGCAGACAUGGAUAGAUAUGACUCUCCAAGCAUGAAGGACGAAUGCAUCAAGUACUGUAAAGACUACAGGAGGAAGGAUACCAAGAAAUCCAAAGAUGAAGAGAAGGAGGAGAUCAGCGAAUUGACAAGUGAUUCGUGCUACGAUGAAAAGAAGUGA